AUGUCGGUAAGAAAUCGUACGGCACCCGGUCCCGACAGAAUAAGACCAGAACACCUGAAGAGCCUUCCGCCAGUACUAAUCAACACCCUGGCGAGGCUCUUUACACGUUAUCUGUCGGAAUGCAAGGUUCCUAAACAGUGGAAGACCAGCAAGACCGUGCUGUUGUAUAAAAAAGGAGAUCCACAUGACAUCGGCAACUAUCGCCCAAUCUGCCUACUGUCCGUCAUCUACAAGCUCUUUACAAGAGUAAUCCUUAAUAGGAUUGAAAAAGUCUUGGAUGAAGGACAGCCAUGCGAGCAAGCAGGGUUUCGAAAAGGAUUCAGCACGAUUGACCACAUUCACACUGUUUCGAAACUCAUCGAGGUAUCACGAGAGUACAAGAUGCCGCUCUGUCUCACCUUCAUCGACUUAAAGGAGGCCUUCGACUCAGUUGAGACGGAAGCGGUCGUGGAAUCCUUGGACAACCAAGGCGUCCCUACUCUAGUACAUAAAGGUACUUCGAGAGUUGUACAGUAA
Molecule: messenger RNA, 516 nt
Organism: Necator americanus (New World hookworm)
Lineage: Eukaryota; Metazoa; Nematoda; Chromadorea; Rhabditida; Ancylostomatidae
Exons: 1
Coding region: 1-516 (171 amino acids)
Source: RefSeq, a predicted model, not a curated record